Cucumis melo (muskmelon) is the source of this 1062-nucleotide messenger RNA. RefSeq lists its product as uncharacterized. The transcript has a single exon. NCBI's taxonomy places the organism in Eukaryota, Viridiplantae, Streptophyta, Magnoliopsida, Cucurbitales, Cucurbitaceae. Gene Ontology annotation, molecular function: protein dimerization activity. The record is from RefSeq and is a predicted model, not a curated record. The coding region runs from base 1 to 1062 and encodes 353 amino acids.
AUGAAAAUUUUUGAAGCUUUAAGUAAUGGUGAAAUAUCAAGUGGACGAGGAUUAAAUCAAGAGAUAAUGAUUAAAAGACCAGAAGACACUCGAUGGGGAUCACAUUACAACACUUUAACGAGUUUAGUUACAAUGUUCUUUUCAGUUGUUGAUGUGCUUGAGACAAUUGUGGACAGUAGAUCAAAUUCAGAACAAAAAUAUGAAGCACAGAUUCUAAUGACUUCAAUCUUUUCAUUUGACUUUGUUUUCAAUAUGCAUCUCAUGAAAAAUAUAUUGGGAAUCCCAAAUGACUUGUCUCAAGUCUUACAAAGAAAAGAUCGGGAUAUUGUGAAUGCAAUUAAUUCAGUCAACAUUUGUAAAGGUAGACUACAAGCAAUGAGAGAAUCUGUUUGGGCUUCAUUAUUGGAAAGAGUUUCUUAUUUUUGCAAUAGUCAUGAUAUUGAAGUUCUUAAAAUGGAUGCUAUGUUUUUAGUUCGAGGACGAAAAAGUCAAAAAUCUCAACCAAUUACAAAUUUGCUUCAUUAUCAUGUUGAAGUCUUCUAUACUGUCAUUGAUAUGCAAUUUCAAGUGUUGAAUAAUCGUUUUAGUGAAUUGUUUCUCUGUAUGGCUUGUUUGAAUUCGAGUAAUUCAUUUGCUGCUUUUGAUAGACAAAAACUUAGUCGACUUGCUCAGUUUUAUCCAAAAGACUUUUCAGCUAUUGAACUAUAUAUAUUUAUGGAUCAACUUCAAAAUUACAUUAUUGAUAUACGUUCAAAGUUUGUUGAACUAAAAAGCAUUGGUGAUCUUGCAGUGAAAGUGGUCGUUACAAAAAGAGAUAAGAUCUACCCAUUAAUUUAUCGGUUGCUCACAUUGGCGUUGAUUUUACCGAUUGCAACUGCUACUGUAGAGAGAACCUUUUCUGCUAUGAAUAUUAUGAAGACUCGACUGCACAAUCGAAUGGGAGAUCAAUGGAUAAAUGAUUGUCUUAUAGCUUAUAUUGAGAAAGAUUUAUUGGAUAAGUUAGAUAAUAAACUUAUCAUGAAUCGAUUUCAAAACAUGAAAACUCGUAGAGGACAAUUGUAA